Magallana angulata is the source of this 1556-nucleotide messenger RNA. RefSeq lists its product as uncharacterized. Bases 33 to 1241 code for a protein of 402 amino acids. The record is from RefSeq and is a predicted model, not a curated record. Gene Ontology annotation, molecular function: scavenger receptor activity. The transcript is spliced from 10 exons. NCBI's taxonomy places the organism in Eukaryota, Metazoa, Mollusca, Bivalvia, Ostreida, Ostreidae.
AUUUGUAAUGCCUGUUUCGUUUCAACAGUGGUAUGCAUCACUUAACACUGAUUGUUUUGCUGUAUAUCUUCCAUGUACAUGGAUUAGAAAAUCUAGCACUACAUAAGCCAACUUGGGAGCAAUAUCCUUGGCCAGAUAAAGAUAGAGACUUUGGUAGUGAGAAUGCAGUGGACGGUAUGUACGAUGACCGUGGAACUGGGGGCCAAUGCACGAUAUCUGAUGACGGUAAAUACAGUGCUACAUGGAGAGUGGACCUGGGAGAUGUGGUCAGCAUUAGUAAAAUUGACAUAUACUAUAGGACGGAUAACCAAAAUAAUACUUACAAUAUACAGAGAAUGGCAGGCUUUUUUGUCUAUGUAUCCAACACAACCUCUAAAGGCGAUGGCUAUCUCUGUUAUCAUGAUGAGUCCACCAACCAAAAUUUGUUGUCAUUGGACCAGCACAUCAACUGCUCUCUUCAAGGACGAUACGUUAUCUACUACAAUGAACGUAGACAGGAUGUUGUGUAUCCUAGCUUCUAUUCGCGAUAUGCUCAUAAUGAUCUCUGUGAGGUAGAAAUCUACGGGUGUGAUGGAACCUAUGGAAACGAUUGCUUUUAUCCAUGCCCAACAAACUGCUUUGACAGGAGGUGUGAUACCGAUACUGGUCACUGUAUAAGUUGUGAUUUAGGAUAUAUGGGUCCAAAAUGUAAUCAGGCAUGUAACAACAAUACCUACGGACCGGCAUGUGCUUUAACCUGUGGCAACUGCAGCAAUGGAGAGACGUGUCACCGUGCCAACGGUACUUGUAUUCACGGAUGUGCUGAAGGGGCACUAGGCGAUACCUGCAAGGAAGAAUGCCAAUUGGGAUAUUAUGGGCGGAAUUGCAGUCACCGUUGUAGUGAAAACUGCAUUGUGACCAGUCGGUGUGACAAAUUUUCAGGACGAUGUGAUAAUGGGUGUAAACCAGGAUGGACAGGAAACACGUGUAAUCAAAUUAGAGCUGCAAACACACAACCUAGUUCAUGCACAGAGAGCUACCACAUUGUAAUCGCCGUUGUAUCAGUUCUAAUUGUAACCACAGGAAGUCUGAUAAACUUUGUCAUCUGGAAAAGAAACGUUGCGAAAUUUAACAGAAUGAGCAGGGGGAAUAUGCCGCAACCUUCAAGUAAAAGAGAGGAAAAGGAUCAUCAUCAGUAUACAGAACUUGAAGAGGUGGACAAAAACAAGACAUAUGAGGAAAUUCACAGUUAUUCUAACUGAGACCGCCAGUAACCAAAGAGAGGUUUUCAACAUAGAGCUAGAGCUACAAAGCAUCAACAUAUGGCAAAACAUUUGUUUAAAACAAUUUUAUGUUUCAUAUGUUACACUGUAGGGUACAAUAUCCUGCUUCUCUACAACUGUAUUGUUUCACCUCUGCUGUGCUGUUUGGCACAUUCGCAAUAUCAAACAUACCAUCAUCGUGCAAAUUGUAGCUAUAUCUGCAGUAUUUGCAAAAUUUGAAUGUGGCCAAAGCUGAGAACUUCUUUAAAACUUUUAAAACUGAGAGACAUUGCCAAGAUUUGCCUUUCUGUGAAA